Molecule: messenger RNA, 608 nt
Organism: Gloeophyllum trabeum ATCC 11539
Lineage: Eukaryota; Fungi; Basidiomycota; Agaricomycetes; Gloeophyllales; Gloeophyllaceae
Exons: 3
Coding region: 93-608 (171 amino acids)
Source: RefSeq, a predicted model, not a curated record
GACGGCUUGAAGCUUGAAGGGCAAGUUAUAACUGACAAUCCCGCCGGAACCACAAGAGAAAUCGAUACGGGUGCUACUGUUUAGUUACCACCAUGUCCGAACCGCCGACUCAGAGUCAUGAUGCACCUUGCCAUCUGUUCUCUUCAGAACCGCAGGCGGCGCCUGAAGUUGGUAGUAGUUCCUCGACCAUUGACAGCGCGACACGGACACCACAGCCGGUCAAGACAGUCGCACGCUGGAUAGUCGCGGGCCUGGUUAUCACGUUCGAGGAGGGCCUGGCAUGGGCCAACCGACUGCGCGCCGCGCGAGGAGAUGAGCCCCUCCAGGACAUCCGAGGCGACCACUGGUCGGUUCUCAUGGAGCUCGACCAGAGAGUGCAGGAACUCCAUGGAUAUGGAGCGAUGUACUGGGGACGUGGGACGGGGGACCCAUUGAAGCGCUCGCAAAUGAUUAUUAUGACGAGAUACGACGCAGGGCAGGUGCCGCUCGUCAAUGGGAAAGCAACCCUCACGCCGGAGCAGGCGAAGUCUGGUCCAAUCGAAAGCAUGGCUGCAGAGACGCUGAAGGAACAGGAACGUGAGUGCGAUCCUACUUUACUCUCUGUAUGA